AUGCCAAUCAGCCUCCAAUCUGUCAACGACAACUUCGUCUACGAAGUCAAGGUGCCCGGCCUCUUACCCGACGAGCGCGACCAGGAGCGCAUGAUGGACCGCUUUGACCUGGGCGAGGACAAUGCGGUCAUCAGUCGCGUGUGCUGGAACGACAUUGAGCGCCUGGAGGUUGUCAUCAACUUUUCGACUCGUGACUCCCUCAACCUCAAGCAGAAGGUUGACAUUGAGAACGAUGUGCGCAAGGCCAUCCUCAACCACGGCGUCCCCGUUGCAGUGACGCACGUCAUGGUCACAGAGGAUAACGUCGAGAACACUCCUGUGGCUUAUGUCCACACCUCUGUCAGCACGUCGGAGGAGCUCACCGUCCACUACCAGGACGGUGACCACACCCAGGCGAGAGCCAUGGCCCACCACGCGGCUGUCUCCAACGCCCGCGCCCAAGGCUUUGUGUGGCAGUACGCGGAUACGGUCGACGGCUUUGCUCGUGCCAUCGACGACCGCUACAACGCUCAGCUGCGCGUUGACUACCAGCCAUCCACAGAACAGAUGGAUGUCAUCAUGGCCAACCUCAGCGACCACUUUAGGGGUCGCGUGUGGUAUCUCUACGAGCCUGUCGCUCGUGCUCUCCUCUUCAUCAUCGACCCCGUCGCCCCCCUUGACGUGGACUGGGAGACUAAGUUCUACGCCGCCACCAGCGGCAUAUUCCAGAAGAGUGACAAGACCGCCGACACCGCCAAGGACCCCGCUGCCGCCGCCCCUGCGAACGCCCCUGCGAACGCCCCUGCGAACGCCUCGAUCGACGCCAGCCUCGAGGCCAGCAGCUCGAUGACGUUUGACGACGGCGAUCAUGUCGUCAUUCCUCGUGUGAACGCCGUCAACGCCGACGGCACCCUCGUCGCCGCUGCCACCGAGGCUGAGGCCACCGAGGCUGAGGCUACUGCGGCCACCGAGUUCGAGGAUUCCGCGCUCGUCACCAGCACCCUCCUCACCCCCAGCGCGGCCUCGACGUCGGCGCUCACCACGCCCAGCGAGGGCGCGGUCACCAUCACCACCCUCGUAACCGCGGACGGCGACCCCACCGCAGCCCUUCUCAUCGAGCUCGCCAAGCUUGACCACCGCGAGUUUGUCAAGUCGGCCCGCAAGCCCAAGCCCGACGUCGAGGUCAAGGACGGCGUCGUCUACUUCGGCGGAGUCGACUACUCUAAGAACCUUUACCGUGAGAAGGCCACCGAGACGGACAUCUACCAGAUGACUGCCGACGACGUCGAGUUCUACGACGACGGCGAGGACGAGAUCAGCGGCGAGGAUGAGGAGGGCGGCGGUGACGACGAGGAGGAAAACGAGGAGCGCGCCUCGGAGGCAAUCACCAAGACCACGGACACCGUCACGGCGCCCCCUGCCAGCGCUGCUGCGGCGCUCUCGGAGGAGGCCGAGGCCAAGAUCACCGCUACCGAGACGGCUGCGACUGUUGUUGCGACCAAGGAGCCUGUCACUGUCGGUGACAACGGUGACGAGAUCGCGGACGACGCCAAGGAGAGCAAGAAGGCUGGAAAGCGCCGCGCCACCGACGACGCCCCCGUCGACAACGACGGAAACGCGACCGCUGUCAACGUUGGCGAGAACACGCACCGCAACGCUGGUGAUGCCAGCAUCAUCGUUGACAAUCCUGUUGUCCAGGACAUCGACGAGGGCUGGGCUCUCGUUGACCGCGAGUCCGGCGAGGCCUAA
Messenger RNA from Vanrija pseudolonga, 1728 nucleotides. RefSeq lists its product as uncharacterized. The record is from RefSeq and is a predicted model, not a curated record. The transcript is spliced from 5 exons. NCBI's taxonomy places the organism in Eukaryota, Fungi, Basidiomycota, Tremellomycetes, Trichosporonales, Trichosporonaceae. The coding region runs from base 1 to 1728 and encodes 575 amino acids.